AAUAAAUUAGUUUACCAAUUGAAAGCGUUUAGAGAACACUUCAUAUUAUUAUUAAAACUUAUUUCCCAUUUUAAACGCCACUUAUAUUUAAAUUUAGAAAAAAUGUUGCAAAAUGAUGCGGUACGCAAUUUACAAUAUGACAGUGAAAUACGUGUGGCCCAACAAACGAGAUCAGAACCAAGAGUUUUAGACGGACCAGUUAGUAUAACAACCCAACCCAGAGGAUCUUCACGCAUACCCUUACCAGUUUCGACUGUAGAACAAAAUGCCAGAAUCGGAUCUACUUAUGUGCCUUUAACAGGUUACAGUUUUUUAGUAGACCUACCCUCGGUGCAUAUAGAACAAACUUUUGAAUUGAAUGACUCGCUCACAUCUGUAUCCUCGGAGAAUCGUUUUGUUGUCCGUUCACCUUUAGGCGAUGCCAUAUAUGCUGCUUCAGAAUAUUCGACCGAGAAAAAUCGUUUAAUUUGGGGCUCUGCUCGUCCCUUUCAAAUGCAUGUCAUCGAUAAAACCUAUCAGGAAGCAAUGGUAUUUCACAAGAAAUUAUCUUUAGGUUUUAUGUGUUGUCAACCGAAAAGUUUGGAGGUAUGGAUACCACCGGGUAAUAUAUUGGGACGUAUUGUACAAUCUCCCACAAUAACAGUGCCGGAGUUUUAUAUAGAGGAUGGUGCGACGAAUUCGCCCAUAUUUUGCAUCGAAGGUCCCUCAAAUUCUGGUUUCUGUUGUUUUUGUGUACCUAAAGAAACAUAUUUUAAAAUACACUCGGGUGGCGACUUAAGGGCAUCUAUUGAUCGCAAAUGGUUGGCAGGCAAAUCUCAAUAUACAACAAAUAUAUAUUAUAGUGAUUCCAAGUUAAACGCUAAAGAAAGAGCAUUAAUAUUGGGAGCAGCUUUUCUUUUGGAAUACAUGUAUUUCCAAACACGUUUCUGAGAUGAAAUCUAAUAGAUAAAAACAAUUUUUGUUAAGAUGGUGAAGGACGAUUUUAACUUUAAAUAAAAACAAAUGUACUGGGUUAAUAUGAAACAACCUGUUUUUUUCAAUAUUUUCUUUGACCCCGAAUUAGAAACAAAAAAACAAUUUUACACUUAGAAUAGAAUAUUUCUACAGAAUCCUUAAAUUUGCAAAUAAAAACCCAAGAAAUUUUUUUUUUAUAUAUUUUUAAAAUUUUUUUAUUUUAUUUUUUGUUUGUUAUUUCAAACAUUUUUCUUUUUCAAUUGUAUUUCUUUCUUCACAUACACAAAACAAUUACAA
Molecule: messenger RNA, 1251 nt
Organism: Lucilia sericata (common green bottle fly)
Lineage: Eukaryota; Metazoa; Arthropoda; Insecta; Diptera; Calliphoridae
Product: phospholipid scramblase 3
Exons: 6
Coding region: 103-930 (275 amino acids)
Biological process (GO): plasma membrane phospholipid scrambling
Cellular component (GO): plasma membrane
Molecular function (GO): phospholipid scramblase activity
Source: RefSeq, a predicted model, not a curated record